Lecanosticta acicola is the source of this 1593-nucleotide messenger RNA. NCBI's taxonomy places the organism in Eukaryota, Fungi, Ascomycota, Dothideomycetes, Mycosphaerellales, Mycosphaerellaceae. The record is from the annotation of a GenBank genome assembly.
AUGCUGCACCCCUAUCAGUGUCUUGCAGCCAUUGGCCAAGAAUAUCUCGUUGCGGCCUGUGGACCACGACUUCUUGUGCUUGGCCUUGACCAUGGACGUUUGAUCUCGGACUGGACUUCGGAAGACAAUGUAGGUCUGGAGAGACGUCUUUCGACACUCAUGCGAGAUGAACUUUCAAUUUACUCAUAGUAGGCACAGUCACCAGAAGUCGGCAGAGCGGACUCCAAUGGCGCCCAACAGCGACCCGCAAAGAAGCAAAAGACCGGCACGGCAUCCGCCAAGGCCCCCAAUGUCAUCAGGUUGACAGUCUCAGAAGACCAACACCACGUUGUUGCGGUCACUGAUGACAAGUUUGUCCGUGUCUUUGAGCAGGAAUCUGGCGUCUUGGCCGAAUUGAGCCAGCGAUGCAUGCCCAAGCGGCCGUGUGCGGUUCAAAUCAUGCCGGACAAUGCUACCAUUUUGAUUGGUGACAAAUUCGGGGACGUCUACUCUAUCCCGUUAUUGCCUUCGGAGGCCUCAGAGGCUGCAGCUGCAAAAGAGCAAUCGACGCCCCAACCUGCCUCCACUUUCAAGGCUUCAGCAACAAACCUGACCGUGCACACAGCACGCAAUCUCAAAGCAUUGGAAGCUCAGACUAAGCAGAAGGAUUUUACUCCUCGCAAGGAGCCGCUUAAAUUCGAGCAUGAACUUUUGCUUGGGCAUGUAGCAAUGCUCACUGAUAUGAAAUACCUUUUGAAGGAAGACGGCGGCAAAGAAAAGGGCUACAUCCUCACGGCUGAUCGAGACGAACACAUUCGCAUCUCAAGAGGUCCACCUCAGAGUCAUGUCAUCGAAGGCUAUUGUCUCGGCCACACAGAGUUCAUCAGCAAGAUCUGCCAGGUCGGCGAGACCAACUUGCUGGUCAGCGGCGGCGGUGACGGUUGGCUUGGCGUUUGGGACUGGCCAGAAUACAAGCUGCGCAAGAAAAUCGACCUUCUUGGCCACGUCAGAGAUACCAAUGGCCACCAAAAGGAUGAUCAGGUUGCCGUUUCGGGAAUCUGGAGCAUGAGUAUUGAUGCAGCCGGCGGAAUGGACAUGGAAGACGUGAUUCUUGUCGCAUGUGACAAGAUCAAAGCGCUCUACAUCUUUCCGCUGUCGUAUCUUGAAGCAGACCCCGCCCAGCACGAGAAGUCCGAGUUCGAAAGGCCGGUCAUCACCGAAGUUCCAUUUGAAGGAUGUCCACUCGACGUGGUAGUCUCUGGAGAUCGAGCCAUCGUGUCCGUGGACCAGCGACAGAAUGGAAAGAAGAGAAUCCAAACGUUCUGGCCAAGGAAGAAGGGUGCUGAAGGAGAUCCAUUGGCUCCGGUCUUGAUCGAACAGGAGGAAGAGGAAGGUAUUGAAGAGCAGCUGAAGACUUUGAACGAUUACAGGGGACCGGAGAAAGAUGUCACACAUAAAGAGUUGGACGGACUGCUAUAUGGCGUAGCAGAGAUGCGGAAGCGGCGUGACCAGCCGGAAGGUGGCGACAACGAAGAGAGAGCACAGGGGCCCGAAGACCAAGAGAAUGGGCAAGGCGAGCAACAGGAGAGGACCAAUUAUGCAGAAGAGGAGUGA